AUGGCUCCGCUCGCGUCGGGGAAGACUGCAGGCAAGCGCUCUGCGAAGCCUGCAGCAUCAAGCUCGUCGAAGCCAAAGAGCAAAAGCGCUCCUAAGCCGAAACCCACAGAACACAAGCCAAAGCCCAACACCAAAGGCAAGAAAAAGCUACCACCACACAAGCGUUAUACCGAGAAGGAGCUGAAGGUGCCUCGGCUCAAUGGAAUACGACCAGCUGGUGUUCAAAAACCGCCAAAUGCCAAGAAGGGGAAAACUUUUGUUGACGACAAGGAGAGCAUGAAUGCCAUUAUGGCCAUGGUCAUGGCCGAGAAAGAAGGCAACAUUGAAAGCAAAAUCAUGCGCGCCAGGCAGAUGGAGGAAGUGAGAGAAGCCAGAAGACUCGAGGCGGAGAACCGAGCAGGAGAGAAGAGGCAGAAGAUGGACGAUCGUAAGCAGGAUAUCAAGAACAGCAAGAAGAGAAGGCGAUCGGACGGAGACACAGCUGCGGCGCAAAGCGAGCCGAAGCAAGACGAGGUGGCCAAGAAGAGCAAGAAGAAGCGUGUGAGCUUUGGGUGA
Messenger RNA from Pseudocercospora fijiensis CIRAD86, 555 nucleotides. RefSeq lists its product as uncharacterized. Gene Ontology annotation, cellular component: nucleolus; preribosome, large subunit precursor. The transcript has a single exon. The record is from RefSeq and is a predicted model, not a curated record. Gene Ontology annotation, biological process: ribosomal large subunit biogenesis; intracellular mRNA localization. Lineage: Eukaryota; Fungi; Ascomycota; Dothideomycetes; Mycosphaerellales; Mycosphaerellaceae. Gene Ontology annotation, molecular function: mRNA binding. Bases 1 to 555 code for a protein of 184 amino acids.